This is a messenger RNA of Lodderomyces elongisporus, 1047 nucleotides long. RefSeq names its product chitin deacetylase (gene CDA2). Gene Ontology annotation, cellular component: prospore membrane. The record is from RefSeq and is a predicted model, not a curated record. Gene Ontology annotation, molecular function: chitin deacetylase activity. Lineage: Eukaryota; Fungi; Ascomycota; Pichiomycetes; Serinales; Debaryomycetaceae. Bases 1 to 1047 code for a protein of 348 amino acids. Gene Ontology annotation, biological process: carbohydrate metabolic process; ascospore wall assembly. The transcript has a single exon.
AUGACGAUAUCAUUGCUUCUACAUUGGUUACUAAUCAGCAUUAAAGUUGUCGCAAGUAGCACAGUAUUGAAACUGCAAUUUGGUACUAAACACCAAAUUGUCAAACAACCUAUUCCACAAGUCCACACCAAUGCAAAUGAACAAUUAUUGUUUAGACUGGUUUUAUCAACUGAUUUACCAGACAAAGCACAAGUGCCUGCUUCGCCAAUGCUGUUCCCAGCCAAGCUUGCCUUCCCGCAAUGGCUUACGGAUUUCACUGGGCUACGUGACUGGCCUGGUUUAGACCCACCGUAUAUUCCAUUGGACUUUAUAGAUUUCAAAUUGAUACAGGAUGUGCCACAGCACAAGCAAGGUCAAUGUUCGCAGUAUUCUGAAUUGCGUACUACAAAAGCUUGUUCGUUUGAUUGUUUCAAUUGUGUGGAGUAUGAUGAUGUCUAUACUUGCCCACGAUUGUCGCAAACGUUUGAUGAUGGACCAUCACUUUACACAAGAAAGAUUCUUGAUGCGAUGGAUAAAUCAAAUACCAAGACGACAUUGUUUACUUUAGGAGUCAAUAUCAUUAGAUUUCCUGAUGUUUAUCAAGAAUCUAUGCAAAAGGGUCAUAUUAUGGGCUCGCAUACUUGGUCACACAAGUUUCUUCCCCAAUUGACGAAUGAAGAAAUCAUUGCUCAGUUGGAGUGGAGUAUUUGGGCGAUGAAUGCUACUGGUCAUCAUUUGCCAAAAUGGUUUCGUCCACCGUAUGGGGGCAUUGAUAAUCGAGUGCGUUCAAUUUUGCGACAGUUUGGUAUGCAGGCUACCUUGUGGGAUUUUGAUACAUUUGACUGGAAGAUGUUGGAGCAAGGUGCGAAUUCCUGGAAAGAGCUGGAUAUUUUGAGCGAUGUGCAAAUGUUUAAGAAACAAAAGAAUGGACAAGGACUAAUCUUGGAACAUGAUGCGAUUGAGAGAACGUGUGAUGUUGGUGUUGAGAUUUUGAGGAAAAUUGUAGGGCCAAAGCAAAUGACAGUGCCGCAAUGUGUUCAAGGUAUUGACUAUAUCAAAACAUUUUAA